Aspergillus calidoustus is the source of this 345-nucleotide messenger RNA. The record is from the annotation of a GenBank genome assembly. NCBI's taxonomy places the organism in Eukaryota, Fungi, Ascomycota, Eurotiomycetes, Eurotiales, Aspergillaceae.
AUGAGGCUCAUCUCACUCGCCACUGCUUUUGCUGUCGUGGCAGAACUCCUGCCGAUUGUCGCUGCCGACUUUGAUGUCUAUGACAUGGGACUCGGAGGCGGUGGUAUCGUGGCAAACUUCUGGGGCUGGCAAGUAUAUGACGGUCUUGCAACAUGUGAUAACGACAUGGGCUGGGUCUGGCCGCCGCGAACCGACGCUAGUGGAAACAAAGCUGGAGUCCUCUGCAAGGGGACAGGCGAUGCCUGUCCAUUUCGUGGCGAUGGUGACCCAUAUAAUAUCGAGCAGUUAGGGCUCAAUUUCGGGAACAGGGGUGCACGCCACUGGAGUAAGUAUUCACCAGGCUAA